Molecule: messenger RNA, 843 nt
Organism: Oryza brachyantha (malo sina)
Lineage: Eukaryota; Viridiplantae; Streptophyta; Magnoliopsida; Poales; Poaceae
Product: zinc finger protein ZAT8-like
Exons: 1
Coding region: 52-591 (179 amino acids)
Source: RefSeq, a predicted model, not a curated record
CAUUAAGAGCGAAAAGGAAGCUACUUGGGAAUUCUUUCGGUUUUGUUGGUGAUGACAAUCACGAGAGAGGAAGCGGAGAGCAAGGAGAUGGAGAGCCUACGGGUGCACGCCAGCGCGCUGCUCUCGCUGUCGUCGCCGGCGCCGACGGCGUCGACGCCGGCGGAGAGGAGGGCGCUGGCGGCGGAGGGGGUGUUCGAGUGCAAGACGUGCAACAAGCGGUUCCCGUCGUUCCAGGCGCUGGGCGGGCACCGGACGAGCCACACGCGGCUGCAGGCCAAGAUGCUGAACGACCCCGCCGCGGCGGCGGCCGCCGCCGCCGAGAGGGACAGGGCGCGCGUGCACGAGUGCACCGUCUGCGGCCUCGAGUUCUCCAUGGGGCAGGCGCUCGGCGGCCACAUGCGCCGGCACAGGGGCGAGCCCGGCGCAGCCGUCGUGAUCACCGACACCGACUCGGGCGGCACCAGCGUGCCGCAGCCGCCGGCGGAGGCCAUGCCAGACCUCAACUACCCGCCGCUGGAGGACGCCGGCGACGGCCAAGAAUCGUCGUCCGGUCGCAGCUCGGAGCCCGAGUUACUAAACCUACUUGUAUAGGUUGCAUCGAUAGAUAGAUGUGAAUUGAAUUAGUGAUUGGUGCCUGUACAUACAUAUGGUGAUUAGAUUCUUUGUUUCUUUACCAAAUUGAUAGAAAAAAAUGAAGUAAAUUUUGGAGCGUGAUGAUCAUGACAUGUAACAGACUUUUGUUAACUGUAGAUAGGUAGCUCUAUUCAUUUGUUCUAUAUGUACAGAUGUGUUAAUUGAUUGAUUGGUUGGUUGCGGUUUAUUCUUUGUAAAUAAAAUAUCGAU